AUGGGGGACCUAAAUGCCAAAGUUGGUGCCGAUAACUCAGGCAGUGACAGGGUAAUGGAAAGACACGGGAGUGGCACUAUCAAUGAAAAUGGAGAGAGACUUGUCGAGUUUUGCACAACAAAUAAUCUGGUGAUAGGUGGGACCCUUUUCCCACAUCGAGAGAUCCAUAAAAUCACAUGGUGUUCUCCAAAUGGCAGAGAUAGGAAUCAAAUUGAUCACCUGAUGAUCAAUGGGAAAUGGCGGAGUUCCCUUCGGGAUGUGAAGGUGAGGAGAGGAGCUGACAUUGGUAGUGAUCAUCAUCUGGUGACAGCCUGUGUAAAAUUGAAACUAAAGGGUGCAGGGCGUCCAGCCAAGGGGCGCAGCCGUUUCGAUGUGGCUCAACUGAAACAUCCGAAUGUGCGAAAAUCUUUUAUCCUCGAGGUGCGCAACAGAUUCGAGGCUCUUGCGGAACUAGACGAGAAGGAGGAUAGUAUCAACGAAGGAGUAAAUAAGAACUGGGCGAACAUUGUUACUGCUUAUAGCGAUAGCGGCAAGGCAUGUCUGGGCUACAGGCAGCGAAGGCCGAAGGAAUGGAUGUCACCUGAUACCUGGAAUGCAAUUGAAAGUAGACGAAGGCUAAAAAGGAAAGUUAUGGACUCAAAAUCUCAACGGCUCAAAGAAAGGCAUCAGCAGAUGUACCGGGCAGCCAACAAGGAGGUGAAACGUCGAGCAAGAGCAGACAAAAGGAAGUACAUGGAGAACCUUGCAUCCUUAGCUGAGGAAGCAGCAGCACGCAAUGAACAAGGAACAGUAUAUAAGAUUACCAAGGUCAUAACAGGUAAAUGUCACACAACCAACACGCUUGUAAAGGAUAAGAACGGUACCUUACUAACAUCAGAGGGAGAACAGGAACGGCGCUGGACGGAACACUUUAGAGAGGUUUUGAACAGACCACCACCAACAGAAGUGCCAAACAUCCAGGAAGCCGCAACCGACCUUGACAUCAGCACAGACGUUCCAACAAGGAGGGAAAUCAUCCAAGCCAUAAAUUCCCUGAAGAAUGGAAAAGCUCCUGGUGAUGAUAAUUUAAAUGCUGAACUGUUUAAAGCAGACCCUGAACUUGCUGCAACCAUUCUGACCCCCUUUUUUACAAAGAUAUGGGAGCAGGAAGAAAUUCCGUCAGAUUGGAAGCACAGCAUUCCAAAUGAUCUUAAAGUCAUAGAAUCAUUGAAUAAAGAUGUCGGCAGCAACGAUGAUACAAGUGAACAUUCUAGCAUUGACAAUGAAGAUAUUGUAUACGAUGAAUGUACAGAAACAAGUAGCGUUGUCCCUGAUAUCGAGAAUGAUGAGUUAGAGUCUGAAGCGAUUAGAAAUGCAUUGUUAAAUAAUAAAAUUGAUUCGCCUCAACUAGGGGAAAGACCAUUGAAUAAAUACGCAACACCAUUUCUUGCUACAAUGGCAUUUCCAACAUUAUUUCCAGAUGGAAAAGGUGAUUCGACAAACCCAUGUCUUUUACGCGAUGUGUUGUGGAAUUUAGUUAACGCGUGGUUGAGCACACCAACCAUAAGAAAAGUCAUUUACAUAGUGUGCACAGAUAUAGUGUUAGGGUCGUAA
Molecule: messenger RNA, 1593 nt
Organism: Dendronephthya gigantea
Lineage: Eukaryota; Metazoa; Cnidaria; Anthozoa; Malacalcyonacea; Nephtheidae
Exons: 2
Coding region: 1-1593 (530 amino acids)
Source: RefSeq, a predicted model, not a curated record